This is a messenger RNA of Thlaspi arvense, 675 nucleotides long. The record is from the annotation of a GenBank genome assembly. NCBI's taxonomy places the organism in Eukaryota, Viridiplantae, Streptophyta, Magnoliopsida, Brassicales, Brassicaceae.
AUGUGUGCAGAUCAAUUCAACACUCGGAAGUUUGCUGAAGAGAACUGUCUUGGCCUCCCAGUCGCAGCAGUUUACUUCAACUGCCAGCGUGCGACUGCCUCUAGAGGUCGUCUAGCUGCAGCUCUCCGGACAUCAGACCCUGAUGUCAAGAUUUUGCCAAGAUUGAGGACACACACACGCAAAGAUGGCAGUUUUAUGAAUGCAGGAGCUGAGGCUAUUGAAUGUGAAGUGGAGGAAGCUGUUGACCAGAAUCAACCUCACGAUGAACUGCUUGGAAGCUCACGUAAUCAUUCUCGCAUUCUGCGCAACAAAAAACAUGUCAAGCGCGGCAAGUUUUCUAAAGGGCGGAUUCAUGGCAUAAGCAGCGUUCAACACCGGGAUAUCAUUCUCGGUGAAUCAGUCCCUGCCCUCCAUACGGAUAUGCACAUUGCUGGUUUGGAGACGAACGUAGUAUCCGUCAAUAACAACGUUUCAGAGUCCAAGGGAGAUGUAGCGAUGUUGCAAGAUGAGUUUAAGGCUGAGGCAGCAGCACAGCGAGUUAUGCUAAAUUACAUCUUGCAAAAUCGGUCUGCUUUCCAACCACCAUCCAUUGCUGCCGCCACUACCGCUGAAGAUGGUGUUGCUGCCGCAACGACUGGUCAAGACCAGCAAGCAAACCUCAACCCAACAACUUAG